AUGGACAACAUAGAAGGAGUUUUAAACACAGUACAAGUGGUCUUGAUAGGUAUGACGAUCGCCAAUUUCCUUCAAAACACUGGUCGUCUUUCACCAGCCAUAAAGUUGUGUGAGGAAUGCUUGAUUUUACUAAACAGUCAGGCGCUCGAUAAGGAUGGUCCAAUUACCGACUCAAUUCUCGUUAAGAGUAUCUACACCAUAAUGGCCAAAGCAAAAGAAAAAUGCGUCAGGGAACUCCUUCUCCUGCACCAGGACUCUGAUGACACCUUCCUACAGGGAAGGUUGAAUAUGUUACUGGCAAAUACACUUCAAGAUCAAACGAAGUUUGCGGAGGCCAGAGAAAUUUAUGAUAGAGCAAUAAAAAUCAUGAAAACGAAUGACGACAAACUAGGAAAAACAAUUUGUUACGGAAACUUAGCCAAAUUGCUCUAUUCCUUUAGAGAAUAUGACAAAUGUAAAAAAUAUCUGGAGAAGGCACUUGCGAUCAGAACCCAAAUUGGUGACAGGGUCGGAGAAGCAGAUUAUUACAGAGAACUAGGAAAAAUGUCCCAAUUUCUUGGUAACUAUGAUAAGGCACAAGAAUAUUACAUGAAAGCACUUACCAUCAGAACGCAAAUUGGUGACAACGAGGGAGAAGCAGUAGUUUACAGAAACCUAGGAACCGUAUUCCAAUCGCUUGGUAAUUUUAACAAGGCACGAGAAUAUUACAAGAAAGCACUAGCCAUCAGAAUAGAAAUCGGUGACAGAGAAGGAGAAGCAACGGAUCAGGAAAUGCUCCAAAUGCUCGGUGAUCUUAACCAGGCGCAAAAAUAUCACGAGAAAGCACUUGCUAUCAGAGUGGAAACUUUUGACAGAAAGGGAGAAGCAGAGGAGUACGGAAACUUAGGAAGAGUGUUCCAAUCGCUUUGUAAUUAUGAUCAGGCGCAGGAAUAUCACGAGAAAGCACUUGCUAUCAGUCUGGACAUUGGUGACGGAAAAGGAGAAGCAGCGAGUUAUGGAAACUUAGGAACAGUGUUCCAAUCGCUCGGUAAUUAUGCCCAGGCGCAAGAAUAUCACGAGAAAGCACUUGCUAUCAGUCUGGAAAUUGGUGACAGAAAAGGAGAAGCAAGGGAUUACGGAAAGCUAGGAACAGUGUUCCAAUUGCUCGGUAAUUAUGCCCAGGCGCAAGAAUAUCACGAGAAAGCACUUGCUAUCAGUCUGGAAAAUGGUGACAGAAAAGGAGAAGCAGCGAGUCAUGGAAACUUAGGAACAGUGUUCCAAUCGCUCGGUAAUUAUGCCCAGGCGCAAGAAUAUCACGAGAAAGCACUUGCUAUCAGUCUGGAAAUUGGUGACAGAAAAGGAGAAGCAGCGAAUUACUUAAACCUAGGAACAGUGUUUCAAUCGCUUGGUAAUUAUGACCAGGCGAAGGAAUAUCACGAGAAAGCACUUGCUAUCAGUCUGGAAAUUGGUGACAGAAAAGGAGAAGCAGAGAGUCAUGGAAACUUAGGAACAGUGUUCCAAUCGCUCGGUAAUUAUGCCCAGGCGCAAGAAUAUCACGAGAAAGCACUUGCUAUCAGUCUGGAAAUUGGUGACAGAGAAGGAGAAGCAGCGAAUUACUUAAACCUAGGAACAGUGUUUCAAUCGCUUGGUAAUUAUGACCAGGCGAAGGAAUAUCACGAGAAAGCACUUGCUAUCAGAUUGGAAAUUGGUGACAGAAAAGGAGAAGCAGCGAGUCAUGGAAACUUAGGAACAGUGUUCCAGUCGCUUGGUAAUUAUGCCCAGGCGCAAGAAUAUCACGAGAAAGCACUUGCUAUCAAUCUGGAACUUUGCAACAGAAAUGGAAAAGCAAAUUGUUAUACAAACCUAGGAGCUUUGUUUCUGUCACUCGGGAAAUACCCUAGAGCAGAUAAAUAUCUAGUGCAAGCACUGGCAAUAGCAAAGGAAAUUGGCGACAAACAUGGAGAAGCGGUAGUUUACGGUAAUUUGGGGAUAAUUUCUCGUCGUCUUCAUGAUUAUGAAAAGGCCCAAGAAUAUUGCGAGAAAGCCCUUGCGAUCUUUGAGGAAAUUGGCUACAGAGAUGGAGAAGCAGUCGAGUACGCAAAUUUGGCGACAUGUUUCCAAUCGCUUGGCAUGUAUAACGCGGCCGAAAAAUACAUCAAGAGGGCAUUGUUAAUAAGUAAGAAUAUUGGACACAACUUGAAUGAAUUUAGGUGCCUCUGUCAACUAUCAGUGUUGAAGCUAUCACAAUUUAAUCUCAAAGAAGCCAUGUCAUAUCUUUUUCAGUGUAUUGGAAAAUUCGACACGUUGCGAGGUUUCCUUAAAGAUAACGAUCACUUUAAGACUUCUCUUCUAGAGGAGCACGGUAAUUUUCCAUACAAGUUGCUUAGCAAGUUGCUUUCUUCUACUGGGAAGCUAAGAGAUGCUCUCUAUGUUGAGGAGCUGAGACGGGCAAGAGGCCUCACCGACUUCAUGGCAGCAAGGUACUCUGUUCAAGAGUUGAUCUCAGGGAACCCACAGUCAUGGCAUGGCAUUCACAAUAUCAUCACAAAAGAAACGGACUCCACGUGUCUUUAUAUUUCAGUUGAAAAAGAACAUGCACGGUACUGGAUUCUGGAAGCAUCAGGAGCCAUUCAUUUCUCACGAAAGAAAGUGAGUCUGGAGAAACACGUGGUGACAAAAUUAGUUCCUGAUUUGGAUGAGUUUUUCACAAAAAGCUUUCGCAGUCUUGGCAUUUUACCCCAACAGAAUUGCGAAGAUAGAUCAUUAGAUGACACCGAAUCGAUGCCCCCUCCUUAUGACAAUCACGGGCUCAUGCGUGAUUAUGAUCCUAAAGAUUUCAAAAUGAAUCUUCAGUCGUGUUACGAGAUAAUCAUCGCUCCCAUGGCCAAUUUACUUAAAGAGCCUGAGAUCAUAAUUGUCCCUGAAUCCUGUAUGUACCAAGUCCCAUUUGCAGCCAUCAGUGACGAAGGAGGAAAAUAUUUAGCGGAUACUUUCAGGAUCCGCGUCGUUCCCUCUCUAACGACUCUAAAGCUAAUUCAGGACAGUUCCCCCGACUAUCACAGUCAGAGAGGAGCACUGAUAGUGGGUGAUCCUGAGGUUGGCGAGGUGCUUUUGAAAGGAAGACGCAGGAUCAUAGCAUCAUUGCCAUGCGCACGAAAGGAAGCAGAAAUGAUUGGACGACUUCUUGGAGCGACACCUUUGACUGGAGACCGCGCAACAAAAGAGGCAGUUCUUGACGCAAUAAAUUCAGUAAGUCUGAUUCACUUUGCUGCCCAUGGUGAUGCCGAAAGAGGAGAGAUUGCUCUAUCUCCUAAUUGCCCCACCACCUUCAUUCCACAAGACGAAAACUACCUCUUGACGAUGGCGGACAUUUCAAAACUUCGGCUGCGAGCUAAACUGGUGGUACUUAGCUGUUGUCACAGUGCACGUGGGCAGAUUAAAGCCGAGGGAAUCAUUGGAAUCGCUCGAGCGUUCUUAGGAUCUGGUGCUCGUUCAGUAUUAGCGGCACGGUGGGCCAUAGAAGACACAGCCACGGAGGAACUCAUGAGAUGUUUCUACCAAAACUUGUUCCGCGGCAAAAGUGCAAGUGAAUCCCUUCACGAGGCCAGGAAAUGGUUGAGAGAGCACGGCUUCGAAAAGGUUUCUCAAUGGGCUCCGUUCAUGCUUAUAGGCGAUAACGUGACAUUUGAUUUUGAAAAUUGGCCAGUGUCUAAAACAUCCAAACAGCCAUGA
This is a messenger RNA of Pocillopora meandrina, 3711 nucleotides long. Lineage: Eukaryota; Metazoa; Cnidaria; Anthozoa; Scleractinia; Pocilloporidae. The record is from the annotation of a GenBank genome assembly.